GUAUUAAAAGCCGUCACAUUCUCUUGGAUUUCCAAGAGCACCCUUCUAAAUUAUUUAAAAAAAUAAAAUAUUACUAUUUUCCUAUAAUAUUGUUUAAUCAAGAAUUAUACCUUUAUAUAUUGUAAGUCAGAAGAAUAAAAUAAUCCUUGAAUUAGUAUAGCUCAUGAUUUGUAAGUCACUCACUCUCACCCAUUUCACAUGCUUUCUCUCUCCUAAUUCCCUAUAUAAACCUUACCACUUACCCACCUCAUUUCAACAACAAAAACAUCAACAAACAUAGCAAAAAAACACUCACUACUACUCAAUAAUAAUACCUUCAACAACAAAAAAAUAAUUCAAACACCCUUUAUUGCAAAAAAGCGCAAUGGAUCAAAUGUUCAAUUUAGCAUACAUAGGAGAUAACGGAGAUGAUCUAUUAUCCCGUCGAUUCGUGUGGGUUAAUGGCCCCGUAAUAGUCGGGGCCGGCCCCUCGGGUUUAGCCGUCGGGGCUUGUUUAAAAGAACAAGGUGUACCAUUUGUUGUUCUAGAAAGAGCCGAUUGCAUUGCCUCGCUUUGGCAAAAACGUACCUACGACAGGCUUAAGUUACAUCUACCUAAACAAUUUUGUCAAUUGCCGAAAAUGCCCUUCCCUGAAUCUUUCCCCGAGUACCCCACUAAAAGGCAGUUUAUUGACUACCUUGAGUCUUACGCAAACCACUUCGAUAUUAACCCGCACUUCAAUGAGUGUGUUCAAUCCGCCAAAUUUGAUGAAACAUUCGGGCUUUGGCGGGUCAAGACUGUGGGCCAAGGCCCAACUGAGCCCGAAGUCGAGUACGCGUGCCGGUGGCUAGUAGUAGCCACCGGUGAGAACGCCGAGUGUGUGGUGCCCGACAUUGACGGGCUAGCAAACUUUGGCGGGAAAGUGAUUCACUCGAGUGAGUACAAGUCCGGAGACUCUUACUGCGGCCAGAAGGUCCUAGUGGUUGGGUGUGGGAACUCCGGGAUGGAAGUUUCCCUCGACUUAUCGAACCACAAUGCAGAACCCUCCGUGGUCUGCCGUAGCUCGGUUCAUAUUCUUCCAAGAGAAAUCAUGGGAAGAUCAACGUUCGAGCUAGCAAUGUUACUAAUGAAAUGGAUCCCUCUUUGGUUGGUUGAUAAAAUCAUGCUAUUUUUCGCAUGGUUUAUGCUAGGAGACAUGCGAAAAUUCGGACUCAAAAGGCCAAACAUCGGUCCACUCGAGUUAAAAAACAAGCAUGGGAAGACCCCUGUACUAGACAUCGGGGCCUUAGCGAAAAUUCGAUCUGGUGACAUCAAGGUUGUUCCUGGAAUCAAGAGUUUCUACGCCAAUGGUGUCCAACUCGUCGACGGCCAAACAUUAGAUGUUGAUUCAGUCAUUCUAGCUACCGGAUAUCGUAGCAAUGUACCUUCUUGGCUUCAGGAAGGUGAAUUUUUUAACAAAAAUGGAUUUCCAAAGACACCAUUUCCAAGUGCAUGGAAAGGAAAGAGUGGAUUAUAUGCAGUUGGAUUUACAAGAAGAGGAUUAGCUGGUGCUUCUUUUGAUGCUAUAAAAAUUGCACAAGAUAUUGGCAAAGUUUGGAAAGAAGAAACUAGGCAAAAAAAACUUACUGCUCCACGUCAUAGGAGGUGUAUCUCCACUUUCUAAUCAAAUCAAAAAAAUUAAAAAAACAAAAAAAAAAGUGAUGAAAAAUAUUUUUUUUUUUUGAGUGUGAAUAAUAUAAAAAAAAAUAUAUAUUAUGUAAAUAUGAAAAAAAGAAAAGAUAGGAAUUAGUGAGUAGCAAAGAAGGGGGGAGCCCUCUCCAGGAGCAAGAAGCCCAAAAAUUUUGAAACCUUACUAUAUUUGGGCAUUUUUGUAUACUUUUGGGAUGAAGAGGCUUUUUUUUUUUCAACUUCUAUUUUUGGGGUUUUGGUUAGUUCAUUCUUUUCUUCUUUCUUAGUUUGUAAUACCUUGUACAAUUACUUAGUUACAAAUGAAAUGAGAAAUUUUUGGUCCAUUCAUUUCAUAUAUAAUCUAAUCUCUUACUAAUUACUGAUUUUCGAUUAAUGAUGUUAAAAAAUAUUUCAUGGUUGUCCCGUUGUCUUAGGAAAUUAAGUUUUUUCUAUAUCGAUUUAAUAAUAGGGUUUCUAAACUCUGCUCUUUAAACUUUCACAUGAAUUUGCUGAACUUUAACUAGUUUUAUUUGUUAAUAAAAUGUACUUUCAUAAAUUAAAACUUAUCAUUUCAAAAUGAAAAGAAUAACCUUUAGUAAGAAUAGACAGAUGCAACGUGAUCAUUUGUGUGAACUUGACAGAACGAGAUUGUU
This is a messenger RNA of Chenopodium quinoa (quinoa), 2300 nucleotides long. RefSeq names its product probable indole-3-pyruvate monooxygenase YUCCA5. Gene Ontology annotation, molecular function: flavin adenine dinucleotide binding; N,N-dimethylaniline monooxygenase activity; NADP binding. The record is from RefSeq and is a predicted model, not a curated record. The coding region runs from base 365 to 1642 and encodes 425 amino acids. NCBI's taxonomy places the organism in Eukaryota, Viridiplantae, Streptophyta, Magnoliopsida, Caryophyllales, Amaranthaceae. Gene Ontology annotation, biological process: auxin biosynthetic process. The transcript has 3 exons.